Molecule: messenger RNA, 1080 nt
Organism: Pseudozyma flocculosa PF-1
Lineage: Eukaryota; Fungi; Basidiomycota; Ustilaginomycetes; Ustilaginales; Ustilaginaceae
Exons: 1
Coding region: 1-1080 (359 amino acids)
Molecular function (GO): catalytic activity
Source: RefSeq, a predicted model, not a curated record
AUGUCGCAACCGCAACCAGCCCGCACGCCUCCCUUCACGCAGGCGCCGCUGCCACCCUACACCUUCAAUCCGGACCUCACCGAAGAUGAGAACUUCCUCACAUGGAGCGUCAUCCUCGCCCGUAGCUCCUUCUCCAAGCGCGGACACAUGGGCGCCCUCGUCGUCGGACCACCCGCACCUCCUUCCGCUCUUGAGCUUUCCUCCUCCUCCUCUUCCUCAUCGCCACCCGCAUCUGAGCCCGUGUCGGCGGCAUCGCGCGUACUCGUCUACGCCAACAACACGCCGCUCCUCUACACGACGGGCCACCCGCGCAACGUGGCCGAGAUCCACGCCGAGGCGCUCUGCACCUCGCUCGCAGCCAAGCGCGGCAUCUGCAUCGACGGCGCCACCGCCUACGUCACCUACCCACCCUGCCUGGAGUGCUUCAAGUUGCUCCUCAUGGCGGGCGUACGACGCAUGGUCUACCGGAAAAACUACAACCUCGUCUGCACCGACUCGGUCCUGGUCACUGCCGAAGUCUGGGGCGUCGAGCUGGUGGGCACCAUGUGCGGCUUCAUCCAGGAUCCCGCGAGACCCUGGCAGGAGGGGAUUGAGGAGAAGGUCAAGUCCGAAAUCGCCUCGAUGCCCGAAGAUGAGCAGGUGCGCCAGCUCGACCAACUGCUAGCGCUGCCCGUCGACGACCUCGGCGACUACGAAAAGGUCAAGAUCACCCAGCUCUCGUGGCUGCAGGAACGUCGCACCGACCGCAAGAGGGAGGAGAGGGCCAGGGCCUUCUGGAACGACGUGACGGGCGAGACGGCCGUCGAGACGCGGCAAAAGUGCGCCGACUGGUGGGAGCGGUGGCAGAGCAUCUACAAGCAAGCCGCCAGGAAGCUGCGGUCGCAGAACCGAGGCGGCUUCAUGGAGAAGGACAAGAAGGCGCAGAAGAAGGAAAAGUCCAAGCAGGCCGCAGCGUCCGAAGCGGCGCGCGACGAGCACGACGGUACCGGGUCCACGCCCGGCGUUCCCGCAAAGAGGGCCGCCUCAGAGGCCCUCGACGACAACGACGAUGCCGACAUGCCAGACAGUCACCAGGGCUAG